This is a messenger RNA of Ricinus communis (castor bean), 3874 nucleotides long. Its product is annotated as probable LRR receptor-like serine/threonine-protein kinase At1g74360. The record is from RefSeq and is a predicted model, not a curated record. The transcript is spliced from 2 exons. NCBI's taxonomy places the organism in Eukaryota, Viridiplantae, Streptophyta, Magnoliopsida, Malpighiales, Euphorbiaceae. Gene Ontology annotation, molecular function: ATP binding; protein kinase activity; protein binding. Gene Ontology annotation, biological process: protein phosphorylation. Bases 412 to 3711 code for a protein of 1099 amino acids.
AAUAAGUUACUUCUUAUAUUUUUUCUCUAUUUCUUUCCAAAAAUAUAAAUAUAAGGCUUAAAAAGGGAAAAGAGAAAACAAAAAAAGAAAGAAAGAAAUAAAGGAAGCAUUUUUUUCAAGUUUGGUUUGGUCUACCAGCAGGCCAUGUACUUCAACGAAAACAUUCGAGUGCUUUCAAAUUUAUCACAUUUGUGAAUGUCCUAAUAUGAUAGUUUAGUUCAUUUUGCUUCUAGUCCAAUCCAAGAAUUUUCUUGAUGGAAUUGUAAGGCACUUAUAUAUUGUCAAUUUGUUGCUGUAUAGUAUUCUUUGACCCUGAACGAUAACAAGAAGAAGAAGUACAGAAGAAGAAGAAGAAGAAGAAGAAGAAGAAGAAGAAUUAAGGUAGUAUUAAUAAUAUCAUCAAGAUUGAUCAUGCCAGAAGAAGAAGCAGAUUUAUGGGGUGUUGUGUUGUUCAUAUUCUUAAUCUUGAUUGCAGGUGUAGUAGUUGCUGGAGAUUCUCUAGAUACGGACAGGGAAGUACUACUGAACUUGAAAUCGUUUCUUGAAGAGAAGAACCAAGUAAACCGAGGACAAUACACUCAAUGGGGCCAAUUUAGCAAAAACCCCUGCAACUGGUCAGGUAUCAUGUGCAGCGAAGAUGGCUCAAGAGUUACUGGCGUCAAACUAAUUGGCAAUAACAUUUCUGGGUUGUUAUAUAACAACUUCUCAUCCCUGACAGCACUUUCUUACCUCGAUCUUUCUCAAAACUAUAUUGGUGGAGUGAUUAAUAAUGACUUGAGCAACUGUCAAAACUUGGCUCAUCUCAAUCUGUCGCACAAUAUGCUAGAGGGAGAGCUCAACUUGACUGGUUUGAGUAACUUGCAGAUUCUGGACUUGUCGUUGAACAGAUUUUUCGGGGGAAUUCAGUAUAGUUUUCCGGCAAUUUGUAAUAAGUUAGUUGUUGCAAAUAUUUCUGGAAAUAACUUCACUGGCAGGAUUGAUAAUUGUUUUGAUGGGUGCUUGAGUUUGCAGUAUCUUGAUUUGAGCUCGAAUCUUUUUAGUGGAAGGAUAUGGAAUGGCUUUUCAAGGCUUAAAGAGUUUUCAGUGUCUCAAAAUUUUCUUAGUGGAGAAAUUCUGGGGUUAAGUUUUGGUGAGAACUGUAGCCUUCAAGAGUUGGAUUUAUCAGAAAAUAAUUUCACGAAUGAGUUGCCAAAAGAGAUUUCAAAUUGUAAGAAUUUGACCGUUUUGAAUGUGUGGGGAAACAAAUUCAAUGGACAAAUUCCAUCUGAGAUAGGCUUGAUUUCUAGUCUUGAAGGUUUGUUCUUGGGAAACAAUAGUUUUUCUCAGAUAAUUCCAGAGUCUCUUUUGAACUUGAGUAAGUUGGCCUUUUUGGAUUUGAGCAGAAACAGUUUUGGAGGAGAUGUGCAGAAGAUUUUUGGCAGAUUUACACAGGUGAAGUUUCUGGUAUUGCAUGGAAAUUCAUAUACUGGUGGAUUAUAUUCUUCAGGUAUUCUCAAGUUACAGAACGUUGUUCGAUUAGAUUUGAGCUACAAUAAUUUCUCGGGUUCAUUACCUGUUGAAAUUUCUCAGAUGCCAAGCUUGAAGUACUUGAUCCUUGCUUAUAAUCAGUUUAAUGGUUCCAUACCAAAGGAAUAUGGGAAUUUUCCAAGCAUCCAAUCUCUUGACCUCUCCUUCAAUAGCCUAACAGGACCUAUACCAAGUUCAUUUGGAAAUUUGAGGUCCCUCUUAUGGUUAAUGCUCGCAAACAAUAUGCUGACAGGUGAAAUUCCUAAAGAAUUGGGAAACUGCAGUAGCUUGUUGUGGUUAAAUCUUGCCAACAACAACCUUUCUGGACACAUCCCACCAGAAUUGACGAACAUAGGCAGAAAUCCCACUCCAACAUUCUUGUCAAACCAGCAGAACGAAGGCAUCAUCGCUGGCUCUGGGGAAUGUUUAGCAAUGAAGAGGUGGAUUCCUGCUGACUAUCCACCGUUUAGUUUUGUUUAUAUCAUCCUUACACGGAAGAGUUGCAGAAGUAUAUGGGACAGGUUACUUAGAGGAAUUGGCCUUUUCCCAGUUUGUGCUGCAGGAUCUACCAUUUCCACGCUUGAAAUAACUGGUUAUCUUCAACUCAGUGGGAAUCAGCUUUCAGGUGAGGUCCCUCAGGAUAUUGGUAAGAUGCAGAAUCUCAGUUUACUGCAUCUGGGUUCCAAUCAGAUUUCAGGGAAGCUGCCUCCACAGAUUGGACGUUUGCCACUUGUAGUCCUAAACCUAAGCAAGAAUGGGUUUUCAGGUGAAAUUCCAAAUGAAAUUGGGAGCAUCAAAUGCAUACAGAAUCUUGAUUUGUCUUACAAUAAUUUUUCUGGUUCUUUUCCUGCAAUUUUGAAUGACUUGAGCGGCCUAAAUCAGUUCAAUAUCUCAUACAAUCCGUUGAUUUCUGGCAUCAUUCCAUCAACUGGGCAAUUGGCUACUUUUGAGAAAGAUUCUUACUUAGGUAAUCCAAACUUGGUUCUUCCAAAAUUUAUCAGCAAUUCCACUGAUUACCCACCAAAAAAUAGGAGGAUUGGUAGGAAGAAGAGAGAGCAUGUAACGUGGGCUGGAUUGUUGGUGGUCUUAACACUCGCUCUAGCUUUCUUAGUCUGUGGAGUUCUAUCAGUUAUCGUAUGGAUAUUAGGAAAAAGCCCGUCAGACUCACCUGGAUAUCUCUUGCAAGAAAUUAAAUAUCGGCACGACUUGACCUCAAGUUCAGGCAGCUCAUCUCCAUGGUUAUCAGAUACAGUUAAGGUCAUCCGUUUAGACAAAACAGCAUUCACUCAUGCUGACAUUUUGAAGGCAACAGGAAAUUUUUCAGAGAGUAGAAUAAUCGGGAAAGGAGGUUUUGGAACUGUGUACAGAGGAGUAUUACCUGAUGGAAGAGAAGUAGCAGUAAAGAAGCUACAGAGAGAAGGAAUCGAAGGCGAAAAAGAGUUUCGAGCUGAAAUGGAAGUCCUAACUGGAAAUGGCUUUGGUUGGCCGCAUCCAAAUCUCGUUACACUCUACGGUUGGUGCCUUAAUGGUUCAGAGAAAAUAUUAAUUUAUGAGUACAUGAAAGGCGGAAGCUUAGAGGAUCUUAUAUCGGAUAGAAUGAAACUAACAUGGAGAAGGCGUACGGAUAUAGCCAUUGAUGUAGCUAGAGCAUUAGUAUUUCUACACCAUGAAUGCUAUCCUGCGAUUGUUCACCGUGAUGUCAAGGCUAGCAACGUCCUGCUAGAUAAAGAUGGCAAGGCACGAGUGACAGAUUUUGGGCUAGCAAGAUUUGUUGAUGCAGGAGACAGUCAUGUGACUACAAUGGUAGCAGGCACAGUGGGUUAUGUUGCACCAGAAUAUGGACAAACAUGGCAAGCUACUACGAAAGGCGAUGUGUACAGUUUCGGGGUACUUGCAAUGGAAUUGGCCACAGGAAGGCGAGCUGUUGAUGGUGGUGAAGAGUGUCUAGUAGAAUGGGCUAGAAGAGUAAUUGGAAAUGGGCGAAAUGGAGGAUUAUCAGGCAGAUCAAUGAUACCAGUUAUAUUCUUGGGCUCAGGAUUAGCAGAAGGAGCAGUAGAGAUGUGUGAGUUGCUGAGAAUUGGUAUAAGGUGCACUGCAGAAUCACCACAGGCCAGACCAAACAUGAAAGAGGUGCUAGCAAUGCUAAUAAAGAUUUCAGGCACAAGAGGGGAUUUGAUUUAUAGUCCAUCUCCACCUUCAAUUUGAUUCAAAAUGUCAAUAGGUUUUUGGCUUUUAGGGUGUUUAAAAUUAAUUUAUUUCCACAAAGAUUAUACUUGUACACAACACACAGGUUUUUGUUUUAGAUGAUUUUUCUUGUACACAAAGCAUUUUUCAUGUUGAUAUACGGAAUUGAAAGUUAGCUUAUUCA